AGUUUAUUUAAGAUAUCGUAUUUAAAGUUUUAUUUACACGAAUAUAUUAGAAAAAUAUAAUGGUUUUGACCUCACUGUACCCUCACCAACAUGGCACCUAAAGCGCUAUACAUUUUGUACACGUCACACGUGUUAAGGGUUGCUAUGCAACAUCAAUGCGGUGGGAGGCAAAGUGAAGGCAAGGAUUGUCGUUCUCAAAAGUCUCAACGUGUUAACCCCUCUCCGGCAGCAAUCACCUUUUUCUUUUUGAAUCUAGAAUGCAUGUCACUACACGAGAACAGGAUUUACUGCCGCUACUGUAAUCGUCGCACUGGCGGAGGGCAGUUAUGUGUGUCGCUUUCUCUAGAGUUCACGGAUACAUCUGUCCAACAUCCAUGCGGAUUCCUCGACUGUGGUUCAGCUGAUUGGCGGAGACAUGGGGUCCGAGGCGGUGAAGGUGGUGGUCCGCUGCAGACCGCUGAACGGCCGGGAGAAGGCUCUCGGCUGCAGGAUGGUGCUGUCCAUGGACGUCCGCCACGGCCAGUGCUUCAUCCAGAAGCCCGGGGCCACCGACGAGCCCGCGAAACAGUUUACUUUUGACGGCACCUACUUCAUGGAGCAAACCACCGAGGAGAUGUACAACGAAAUUGCCUAUCCGUUGGUUGAGGGGGUGACAGAGGGCUACAACGGGACCAUCUUCGCCUACGGCCAGACUGGCAGUGGGAAGUCCUUCACCAUGCAGGGGGUGCCGGAGCCAGCCGCCCAGAAGGGGGUCAUUCCCCGCGCCUUUGACCACAUCUUCGAGAGCAUUCAGUGUGCAGAAAAUGCCAAAUUCUUAGUGAGGGCGUCAUACCUGGAGAUCUACAACGAGGAGGUCAGAGACCUGCUGGGCAGCGACCCCAAGCAGAGAAUGGAGCUGAAGGAGCACCCGGACCGCGGCGUGUACGUGCGGGAGCUGUCCCUGCACGCGGUGCACAGCGUGGGGGAGUGUGAGCGGCUGAUGGAGCGCGGCUGGAGGGGCCGAUCCACGGCCUACACCCUGAUGAACAAGGACUCCUCCCGCUCACACUCCAUCUUCACCAUCCACCUGGAGGUCUGCGGCACGGAAGAGGGCGGCGUGGACCGGCUGCGGGCGGGGAAGCUGAACCUGGUCGACCUCGCGGGCAGCGAGCGCCAGUCCAAGACGGGCGCCACCGGGGAGCGUCUGCGCGAGGCGGCCAAGAUCAACCUGUCGCUGUCGGCGCUGGGCAACGUGAUCUCGGCGCUGGUGGACGGGCGCUCGCGCCACGUGCCGUACCGCGACUCCAAGCUGACCCGGCUGCUCCAGGACUCGCUGGGGGGCAACACCUGCACCCUCAUGGUGGCCUGCCUGUCGCCCGCCGACGACAGCUACGAGGAGAGCCUGAGCACCCUGCGCUACGCCCACCGCGCCAAGAGCAUCCAGAACCGCCCGCGUGUCAACCAGGACCCCAAGGACGCCCUGCUGCGGCAGUACCGCCAGGAGAUCCAGACCCUGAGGGAGCUGCUGGCCGGCGGGGGACCGCGGGACCCACUCCCCCCCGCUGGGCUGUCUGGUCGGCUGUCUGAAGGCUCUGAUGCUGAGCAAGAGAGGCCCCACUCCAGUACUCUAGGCUCCAGCACUCUAGGCUCCAGCACUCUAGGCUCCAGCACUCUAGAAUCCAGCACUCUAGGCUCCAGCACUCUAGGCUCCAGCACUCUAGGCUCCAGCACUCUAGGCUCCAGCACUCUAGGCUCCAGGGCUGCAGACUCCAGGGCUGCAGACUCCAGGACAACAGAGGCAGAGAAGGAGAAGAUUAAACAGGAGUACGAGGAGAAGCUGAGCCGCCUGCAGGCCGAGUACAGCGCAGAGCAGCGGUCCAGAGCCCUCCUCCUGGAGGACAUGGCUGCCCUCCGGCGGGCCUAUGACGGCCAGCUGGCCCGCCUGGAGCAGAGCGCUGGCAGCAGGGGGCGCUGUGGGCCAACGCUCGAAAGCGCCCCGCCGAUGAGCCAGGCACAGGAACUACCUGCUGCUAGGUCCUCCUCCAAGCAGGAAGUACAACGGAGGAGCCCAGCGCCCGAGGUCCAUGGAGAGGGAGGGGCAUGUGGAGACCUUCCUGCCCCCCGACCAGGACCUGGACCAGGACCACUGGACCAAAGACACGCCCUCGAGCGGCUGCAGCAGCUGGAGCAGCAGGUGGUGGGGGGGGAGCAGGCCAUGAACCCAGAGCUGCGGCAGCGGCAGCGGCAGAGGAAGAGGCUGGCCGACCAGAGGAAGCUGCAGCUCAUCUCGGCGCUGGGGGAGGGCGGCGAGGAGGGGGACAGCGUCAUGCUGCGGGUCUACGACUCCAUCCAGGACGAGCUGCACGCCAAGGGCCAGCUGCUCACCCGCAUCCAGGCCAAGUUUAAAGCCGCCAAGCUGGAGAUCCGAGACCUGCAGGCGGAGUUCGAGGUGGAGAGGAACGACUACCUGGCCACCGUCCGCCGGCUGGAGCGGGAGGCGCUGCUGCACAACGGACUGCUGCAGCGCAUGGCGCCCCUGGUGCGCAGGGACUGCAACUACAACAACCUGGACGCCCUGCAGCGGGAGGCCUGCUGGGACGAGGACAGCGCCACCUGGAGGCUGCCGGACGUCGUGGUGCAGAAGACCUCCCUGCCUUCAGCUGUGCCCCCCCCUCCCCAGAGGACCAAGACCCGGCGCGUCUCAGCAGCAGACGCAAGGGAGGACUACAUGGGGGAGGAGGACCGGUACAAGGCCUUGCUGAACCGCAGCAACAGUGAGAACAUCGCCACCAACUACUUCAGGUCCACCAGAGCCAGCCAGCUGCUGGGGGGAGAGCCCUGCAAGGCUCUGGCCGCCCACUCUUCCCCCCCAGCCGGCCGCAUGGGGCCCCCGACCGGCAGCAGUGACAGCGGCCCAGUGGGGGGGGCCGACACCGGCCCCCCCAGGCCCUUCAGGCUGGAGUCCCUGGAGGCCCCUGGCCCCAACGGCAGCCGGGCCCGGAGGAAGAAGAGCAGAACGCACCUCCCCUUCGAAGGGAACUUAGAGUAGGGCCCUCGUCCCGGGUCCGGGUCAC
Molecule: messenger RNA, 3053 nt
Organism: Gadus chalcogrammus (walleye pollock)
Lineage: Eukaryota; Metazoa; Chordata; Actinopteri; Gadiformes; Gadidae
Gene: kif17
Product: kinesin family member 17
Exons: 14
Coding region: 416-3028 (870 amino acids)
Biological process (GO): microtubule-based movement
Molecular function (GO): ATP binding; microtubule binding; microtubule motor activity
Source: RefSeq, a predicted model, not a curated record